Messenger RNA from Yarrowia lipolytica CLIB122, 498 nucleotides. RefSeq lists its product as uncharacterized. NCBI's taxonomy places the organism in Eukaryota, Fungi, Ascomycota, Dipodascomycetes, Dipodascales. The record is from RefSeq and is a predicted model, not a curated record.
AUGACGGACGCGCGCAAGCUGGUGGAGGAGUUUCGUCGGUCGGGAAAGUUCGAUGAGAUGCGACGCGAUGCCCUGGCCAAAUUCAAACAGUCUGAUCUACACGGCGACAUUCGACAGCAGAUCCAGGAGAUCGUGGACAAGGAAAUCGAGAGCCAACCGCAGGUCCUGUCACGAGGACGAGGCAAGAGCGCGGCACUGAUCGAGGGAGCCAUCAACAGAAACAGCGGCAAAGAUUCAGUCUACACCAAAGUCGAUGGCUAUGUUGAUGGAGCUAUUGAUCAAAGCCUGGAAAAGAAAAUCCAGGACGCGUUGCAAGGUAUGGUUGGUGGAGAGGAAAAGACUGAGACUAAGACUGAGACCAAGGCUGAGAUCCAGGACCACUCUGUGUCCGAGUUUCCCGCUGCCAAAACAGAAAAUGCCGCCGAAUCCAAACCCUCGAAUGAGCCUCUCGCUGAUACCAAGCCUGAACCCUCCGCUGACGUAUCCAUGACAGAGUAG